Trichoderma reesei QM6a is the source of this 1146-nucleotide messenger RNA. RefSeq lists its product as uncharacterized. The record is from RefSeq and is a predicted model, not a curated record. Gene Ontology annotation, biological process: protein phosphorylation; positive regulation of Ras protein signal transduction. Bases 1 to 1146 code for a protein of 381 amino acids. NCBI's taxonomy places the organism in Eukaryota, Fungi, Ascomycota, Sordariomycetes, Hypocreales, Hypocreaceae. Gene Ontology annotation, molecular function: protein serine/threonine kinase activity. The transcript has a single exon.
AUGCCACAAAGUCUACGAUCCAUCCUGGGCAAAUCCAACCGGGUCAGAAAACCCAGCAGACCAACCCCAGCACGACAGAAUCCGUCCAGUCCUGCAAAGGCAUCUCCCUCAUCUCCGUCUCCCCGAAAAGGCAAGAGGCCAGCCGCAAAAGAUGACCCCGAAGCCCAGUUCCAGGACAAGCUCUCGGACAUUGGCGUAGCCCAACUGCUGCAGGAGGAGCUCACGCUGAGAGACGUCGUCCAGGCGAUGCGAUACGUCCGCAGCAGAAUGUUCACGCCCGUUCCGCCCACGGGUUUCAAAUCUACGCGGUCUGCCGAGAUCCUCAACUACAGACUGGGCAUGCCGCCGAUUGUCACGCUGGGCCACUUACACGCGAUACUCACCUCGCCGUCCAAAGUGGAGAGGGAAGUCGUCGAGCUGUCUAGGAGCGGCGUCAUCCGGAAAGUUCGGGUCGAGAGGAGAGGCGGGAUGGGCGAGGCGCUGAUCGAGAUGGCGGACUUUGAGGCCAUGGUGCGCAAGGCGGGCGUGUCGGAGGAGACGAGGGAUCGGUUCCUGGAGUUUCUGAGGGAGAACCCGACGGCGCAGACGGUCCCGAGGGAUGCCGUGACGCAUGCGCAGACGGAUGAGCUAGUCAGGGCCGGCUUCUUGACGAGCUCGCUGCGGGCCACGCCGGGGACGACGCUCCACGUCCGGCCGGAGGACCGCACGACGCUGACGUCGAUCCACCAUGUGUCUCGCUUUGCCUCGGGCAGCGUCUCGGCCGUGGGCGGCCAGAACGCGCUCCAUCUCGCCGGAGGCAGCGGAGGCGCGCCGACGCUGCUCACGGGCGGCGGCUCGUCGUCGCCGGCGGCAUCAGACGGGUCGUCGGACUUCCGCAUCGCGGUGCCGGGGCACGGGCGGUACCUGAAGCUCGCAGAGGGGACGGUGGACUGGCUCCGCGAGAUGGUGGACGGGACGAGAUGGGGCGAGGCGCCGGAGGACUGGUUCAGGGAGCGGUUCGAGGGCGGCGGGCUGUACGGGAGGCGGUGGAAGGAGUUUUGGGGCGUCGAGUGGGAGUGGGUGCUGGGGCAGGCGGUUGGGCUGGGCGUGGUGGAGGUUUUCGAGACGGGAAGCGUUGGGAGGGGAGUGAGGGCGUUGGGAGGUUGA